Molecule: messenger RNA, 4554 nt
Organism: Baudoinia panamericana UAMH 10762
Lineage: Eukaryota; Fungi; Ascomycota; Dothideomycetes; Mycosphaerellales; Teratosphaeriaceae
Exons: 1
Coding region: 1-4554 (1517 amino acids)
Biological process (GO): protein targeting to vacuole; endosomal vesicle fusion
Cellular component (GO): HOPS complex; late endosome
Molecular function (GO): protein binding
Source: RefSeq, a predicted model, not a curated record
AUGCUCCCCGGUGAUGAGCCUGAUCUAAGACCCACCACUCCCAUCGUGCAGAGCCCAAUCGUAAGUCCAGCGGAAUCCGGCUCAAUACCAGACGACACUCCGUCAUUGCACGGCUCUUUGGCCUCAUCUCCAGGUCGCCUUGCGUCUCCAUCUCCGCUGGCACGACGAGCUGUAUCCAGAACGGCAUCCGGAGCUUUGCAACCUUUCGAGCGGCGCUUCGAGACCCGGCUAUCUGCUUCGCCGUCUGGUUCGCCUCGGCCUGCUUCGCCAGGGUUCUUGACCCCACACUCUCGCCAAAUAUCACUCACAUCUCGCAUCUCGCAGCUUUCGUCACAAGACGAGGGUCUUGGAGAUGAGACACCUCAGGCACCGUGGGAAGUGGUCCGUUGGACGAAACUACGGCUCAUCACAGGCCAAGCGUUCUCCGAAGCAGGCAAGCGCAAUUUUGGGCGUCCGACAUGCCUCGCCGUCUCUGCAUUGAUUGCGAUUGGCACUUCGAAGGGUCUCAUCCUUGGUUUUGACUAUCACCAGACGCUUAAGAUCAUCAUUGGUCAGGGCACUAAGGCUACAGAGUGCGGGAGUGUCACUUCCCUCGCUAUCGCUGCUGAUUACUCUACCAUCGCGAGCGGACACGCUAAUGGCUCCAUCUUCACAUGGGAGAUCAGCCGACCUGCGAGACCCUUCCUGCAGAUUCCAGCGCUUGAUCGGAGCGUACUGCAACAACAGUAUCAUGAUGAUGGCCAUAUGGUGGGCACGGCAGUGCUACAUAUCGGUUUUCUGGGAACCAGACAUACGGCCCUUGUGUCUGCAGAUGCCGGAGGUAUGGCCUUCUCCCACAUAGCCACCAGAGGUCUUGGUCCGGUCGCCCGCACAGUCAGGUCGACACGCCUUCUUGGUAGAUACCCUGCAGUGAAAGCGGAGGCUGACCGCAGUCGCAAGCCAAGCUCCGUGCUUGCCUUCUCGCCCUUACCGCUGGGUAAUGUUGAGCAGGCUACUGACAGUAUGGGGCUCACAGCGCUCUUGACGCCAUAUUUGCUUGUUGUAGUGUCUACAACACCAAUCGCCCGAACACAGUACAAGUCACCUAGGCCGAAGGAGGUUAAGCCACACAGCACGCUCAGCGGUUCCCUUGCAUGGUUUCCGGCUGUCAAGCUGAAGCCGUCCAAUUCCUCAGCUGAGCCCAGCAAUUCGGAUACUAAACUGGCAUACUGUUGGUCUAAUGUAGUCACUGUCUUAGAUGUUAAGGUAAUGGAGAAUGAAGACGCUGUGAAGCCCCCAAGCCUUGAGUUCCAUCUACGACGUCGCUGGCACGCUGAAGAAGCAGUAGUCGGCAUACAGUGGCUCGGACGCUCUGUGCUCGGUGUGCUUACGAUUAGUCAGAGACUCUUGAUUGUGGAAGAUGGCAGUCUGCAGGUAACAGACGCCAUUGACCUCAUCCACAAGCACAUCUAUCACCAGGAUCUAUUCUCCCAGCAACUGCAUUCUGUGGUCGAACAUCUGGACACUGAUGAUCCCUCGCUCCACGGCGUUGUCGCAGAUGCCUUCUUUAUGAGCUUUCGAGCUUACAAAGGUCGCACCUUCCUGCUUGGCUUCAACGAUCUGACCGUCGGCACGUUGUCGAACUGGGCGGACAGGCUGGUGGCUCUCAUGGAAGCUGGUGACCAUAUUGCUGCCAUUCGCCUGGCUACGGACUAUUACACCAGCGGUGCGCAUAACGUUGCCAUCGGGCUGCCAGAAGACGACGAGUCAAGGCAUGAGAUGGUCAGGGAGAGAUUGCUGGCUAUGCUCUCCGCAUCCCUCAACUACACCUUCGCGCAGAAGGAAGAGCACCGGACCAGUAGGCUCCAGGAGCUGGCCGAGGUUUGCUUCGAGGCUUGCACAAGGAUGAAGGACACGGACUACCUGUAUAACGAGGUAUAUGAGAUGUUUGAUGAAGCAGACGAGGGAUCUACUUUCGUACUCACACUUGAACCCUACGUGCUUGACGGAGAGAUCAGAUCGGUGCCUACGGAGGUGGUGAAGAGCAUAGUCGCACAUUUCAUCGCGGAGAAUCAAGCCGGCAGGCUUGAAGAGCUGCUAUGCCGACUCGAUCCACUUUCCUUCGAUCUUGAUCAAAUUACAAUGCUUUGUAGGCAGCAUAGCCUCUACGACGCCUUGAUUUAUGUCUGGACACAAGGCAUUGGCGACUUCGUGACGCCUCUUGUGGACAUACUCACCUUGAUCCGAAUGCUGCAAGAGGGUAACGAUACUGACCAAUCCUUGGCCGGCAACCCUUUUUACGAAUCAGCGAUGAAGGUGUUUCCGUACCUUGCAUACUCCCUGACUGGUAGACGUUACCCUAGCGGUGAUGUGCUGGACGAAGAUGAGUCUGCGCGAGUCAAGGCGGAUUUAUAUGAGUACGUCUUCGCAGGUACUCCGACGGCUUGGCCUCCGGGCAGCAAGCGUGUCUUGCACACGACGAGCGACGCCUCCUUGGAGCCCGCAUUUCCGUAUCUGGUCUUACUCUUGGAAUUCGACACGGCAAGCUUCAUGAGCAUGCUCAAUGAAGCGUUCGAAGACUCUUUCCUCAAUGAGUCAAGUGACGACCAUGCCAUGAAGGGACCCAUGGCGAACGGCACGCCCAGCAGGCCAGGAUAUAAGAUGACGAGGCAGCACAUCAUCAGCAUCAUGCUGGACGUAGUGCGGCAGCACGAGUUUGACCCUGUGCAAGUCGUCUACCUGGAGAUGUUUAUUGCACGUAGCCUGCCGAAGUACCCGGGUCAGCUAGUCUUCUCUGGCUCACUGCUUAACCAGAUUCUUCAGAGGCUAUGUCAGCCGCCCACGGAUGCGCUUCGUGAGGACUGCCAGUUGAGCGUUGAAUACAUGCUAUCGGCGUACCAUCCGUCAAAUAUCGCAGCGGUCAUCGCGGCUCUGCAUGAUGCUCGUUUCUACAGAGUAUUGAAGUCCGUCUAUCGAAGCGAACGCCUUCUCACCGAGCUAUUAGAGCUAUACUUCGAGGACGCGGAAGACCAAUACGGCGUGUUCGACGACAUUGCUUUCAGUCUAAAAUCUGCCACCGAUGCGAGUCCGAAACAGAUUGCUGCUGUCAAGCGGGCGAUCAUAGACCAUAUCGGCGACCUUAGCAAGCUGGACAUCAGUCGCACAGCGCGCACGCUUGCUGUGUACGCCAAGGACCUGCUGAGACCGGCAGUGUCUGCGCUUGAGGAGUCGAGGUUGCGGUUCAGUCUCCUACGUGCGCUGUUGGAACCCGCCCUCCUGCAGGAUCCCCGCCAGCGGCAGGUCGCUUUGCUCUUACAACCAGGCGAAGCUGCUCCUUUCGUUGAACAAUAUGUGCAACUGAUGUGUGUCCAUGAUCCAGGACAUGUUGCCGACUACGUCAAUAUCCUACCAACAUCAGAAUUGCAACUAGAUAACCUGUUGCCGGCUAUGGAGAGGGCUGGCGUCGUUGACGCUGCGGUCGUGCUUCUUAGCCGUGAUGGGCGCGCCCGAGAUGCCAUUGAUCGCUUAGUCGUCCACCUGCAGACAUUGGAGCAAGCACUGACAAGUCUUCUUGCUGCGGCGGCUGACUCGCCAGAUCCAACGUCAAGCAAAGAAGCUGCGGACGACCUCGUAGAAGCGGUCGAGAAGUAUACGAAAAUCGGCACCUGGAUCUGUCAAGGCCAGAGCGCGAGUGUUCAGCGUCGACCGCGACCUCGCACAAAUUUCGCGUGGGACAUUCGAGAGGAUGAUCUUGACCUUGACGAAUACCUCUGGUUGAACCUGGUCCAUGCUGUCGUGCAGCUGGCCAAGAAUGUUAACCUAGCGCUACAUCAUGCUGAAGAUGCGCAGUCUCACGGCGAGAGCGAGACAGUAGAGUUCUCCAACAUGACUUCUGCUUUGCGACUCAGCGUUCAGCAGGUCUUUACCUCUUUGCUUGCCGCGACAUCAACACCUAGCAUCCAACAAGAAGCGGGCACAUCAGCUGCUCAUCGACCGACGCCCGACAAUCUCAGCUGUCUCCGCGUGCUGAGAGCCUUCUUAUCUCGCGCUAGCAAGACGGCACCUUCGCUAUCUGACCUUCGCGAAGUCUUGUCGGACAUUUUCUCGGCGUACACAUACGAGCAAGGCGUACUCGAGCUGGCUAACGAGCUGCUGGGAAGCGACGUGUUUGCAGACGUCCGGGAGGCGAACGAGCUACGGCAGCGAGGUUGGCGACCUCGAGCGCAGGUCUGCGAGCAUUGUAAGCGCCGUGCUUGGGGUCCGGGUAUCGGAGAGGUUGUCUGGGAUGAGUGGGUGCUACGAGAGCAAAGCAGGGAGGCCGAGAAAGCUCGUAAGCUUGCUGAGCGAACCGGCGGCGAGGAAGUCCGCCGCCAGGACAGAGGCAAGGCUAGAGCUAGCGAUGUCGGCUUAGCCGAGCGGAAUGACGACCAGGACAAGGAGGCGCGAAAGCUGGCACUUGUGGUCUUUGCCUGCCGGCAUGUGUUCCACCGUGUCUGCUUGGACGAGAGCUACCGAGAUAGCGGACGUCCGAUAACGGGAGUGUAUAAAUGUCCGAUAUGUAGAGAACGGACGUGA